GAUAGGUCAAGAAAAGAUGGGAGUGGACCACGUUAUUUGCUACCUUGAGUUAUAUCAGAGGAAGCUUCUUUGUCCUGUAACUCUGAACUUAGGAGUAAAGUAUGUCGGUAUAUGGGCUUAUAAAGAUUGGGAACCCCCAGGAUUCAGUAUGAUGUCUUUAUCUAAUGGAGCAGAUAAGUGAUUAACUGCUUUGCUUAUUGAAUGUGGUUGUGUUUAGACUUAAACGUAAUUUGAAUAUACAGUCUGGUACGCUCCUAAACUUUUCUUAUGUUGAAUGUUAGCACUAUGUUUCAAACUUUGGAUGACUGAUGUCAUCUUAUAUUAAAAUCUGGAUAGUAUCAGUUCUAACGGGUUAAAGUUAUUCUUCAUCACUUGUGUCUCAAACUUAAGUUAUUCUACUUCAUCACUUGUGUCUCAAACUUUAGUGUAAUUAUUCUAUCUUUGAUAUUCACAUGUACACUUUUUAUAUCUCAGAAUCUCUUUUUUGCUUGAAAGCUUUAGACGACAGGGACCAUACAGUAGUGUCCCUGACAGUGACAGCGAUUAGAACAUAUGCUUGAGAUAAUGUGCCUCUCCUAAGAUUUUCCUAUUAGUGCAACUCCUAAACGUUUAUGGUGUGAAAUGCACAUUAUAUCGUAGAGUUUAACUUAUACACCCUACAAAGUGAAGAUUUUUUAUUUUUUUUUAUACUGAUGGUGUACAUAUAAGUUAAACUCUCUGUAAUAGAUGAUCUAAUGAGUAAGGACUGGAUAUUGUGGUCAGAAGGUUUCUAUUUGCUUUGGCCGGCACUUCUUUUCAGGAGUUCCUUUUACAGAUUCUUCGGAUGAUGAUACGAGACGUCAAGUAUAUUCUAAGUUUCUGACACGUUCAAACUAAUUCUGGAAUAAAGAAUAAAGUUUUCUUUGAUUUGCUUUGAUGGAGAUGCGAUGAUUUUGAAUCUGGUGGCUCCUUCUGUGUGUCCAAAUCACCUUUCUAAUGCCAGCAAUCAUGAACGUCUAAUUCUGUCGAAUUUAAUUUUGAUGAGUUCAAUCUAAAUUUUCCUCAGAAUUUAAACUUGAUAGUUCAACCUUUAAGUUCUUGCCCUUAAAUCCGUUGCAAGUUUGAGAUUAUGGAUUUAAAAUUGAAUUUAUAAAUGUGUUGAAAUUUUUGUAAUUAAUUCUACCGUACUCAGCAGUAAGGUCACCUUGGCAGUAUUGCACCUGCACUAGCGAAGAUAUGGAAAGAGUUGCCAGGGAAACAAUAAACAUAAAGAAUAAUUGGACAUCUAACUUUGUUAUAAACUGUUGUCGACCUAUCCCUACUAAUUCUCUCCCCUUUUACCCCACAUCUUCAACUAAUAUCUCUUCCUUUAGUUGCUUUUGGACAUAACGAACUUUAACUUUUCCAUGCUAUAUAUUUAUCUUACAAGCUAUAGUCCUCUAUGAAAGAGCAUCCCAACAACAGAACACGACUGUACUCUUUGUUUCAGUUUACAUAGUACCAGAGGAAAAAUCCACCAUCUUUGUUUAAAUUUUUGGUUGGUGUGUUUCUCUGAUCCACAAAUGUGCAUUGAAGAUCAAACACAGGAGAAUUUGAAGUAGGAAUACUAGAGUUAUGGGUAGUGAUGGUGCGGGCCGUGGCAGCAAUUUUUUGAGGGUUGUUAUUUUACUUAGUUUUCUAUGUUUUGUGUCUGCUGAGAUAUUAGAGAAUCGAGCAGCCAAAACUGUCACCAAAACAGUUACUGGGACAACAAACAUCCAGUUGGACACUAGGAGGAUAAUAGAAACAGAAAGGCAAGGGACCAAACUCAAUUAUGUCAGCAAAAGAAGAGUACCUAUCGGACCUGAUCCAAUACACAACAGGAAAGCAGGAGAGCACAUGGAAACACGCAUCCGCGCUUGAGCUUAAGGGAAAAAGUAAGAGGCUUGGCAACUACUAUUGGAAAGAGUUUCAACUGUCAACAAUAUUUUUUCUGCUUGGAAACUUUAAACGUGCAUUAUGCUUCUGAGCACUAAGCACCAUCUCAUUGUAAAGAAGCAAAUUACAAUCAAGUGAAUGAAAAUUUCAGCUGCCAAAUCAAA
Molecule: messenger RNA, 2060 nt
Organism: Lycium ferocissimum
Lineage: Eukaryota; Viridiplantae; Streptophyta; Magnoliopsida; Solanales; Solanaceae
Product: CLAVATA3/ESR (CLE)-related protein 25-like
Exons: 2
Coding region: 1594-1881 (95 amino acids)
Biological process (GO): cell-cell signaling involved in cell fate commitment
Source: RefSeq, a predicted model, not a curated record